AUGCGAAGGGGAAGUGAUAGCGCGACAAAGGGUGUAGACGUCGUGCAUGGCGAAAUGCGAUGUGGAGCCGUCUGGUGGAGAAGUCGUCGGGGUGGGCUCUCUCGACUUGGAGGGCCUCGGCACGGAAAAGGGCCGAUGGGUGAUUCGUUAGCACGACUCAUUCACGUGUUCGCCGGUUUUAUUGGUCAGGCUGAGAGUCCUCACCUCUUAGCUGGCGGAUGGAUGACUGAAGAGAAGGAUAUGUUCACUAGGAAUGCCGUCGCACUCUGCAGCUUGAGUACUCAUUCAUCAUUUAUUCACCGCGUCUAUCUCGCCACACGCCAUCUAUCCUCUCACACAGCUUUCUAUCGCACACUACUGAACAUAUCAAAAACAUUACUGGAUUUAAAGAGGAAAUAUCAGGGUUUAAUUAUGUAUUACAGUCUAAUGUAUUCCCUAUCAUGGGACAGUCUCUGGAGAGAGUUGGAGGAGGGUAACAACUCUCUUCAACCAGGUCUAUCUCAAUUAGGGGUUAAGAGGAUCGGAUUGGACGGAGCUUUGGUGUCAUUGACUACAGUUCUGCCUUCUGCUCCGCCUUCGCUAGAGGGCCUCCGUCAGGCCUCCACUAUCUUUCCUGUAGCUCUCUCUUACCUUCUCACUUGCCUUCAUGAUAAGGUCACUGUAUUUAAAAUUCCAGCCCCACGAGGCUUUUCUUACUUCUUGUUGAAAUACUCCAUCUCGGAUUCACUCGCGACCUGGGAUUUGUCUACCUAUACCGGAUACACUCUAGAAAGUUACAAUGGUAUUUGCAAGCAGAUGUCUUUCCGCUCCACCAUUUUUGGGAACAUUGUUAAGGUAGGACUGAAAGUUGUCUGGGCCGUCUGCAUAUUUCCAGGAUAUGUGAUGUACGUGUUUAGCACCCCAGUUGCAUAG
Messenger RNA from Lindgomyces ingoldianus, 912 nucleotides. RefSeq lists its product as uncharacterized. Bases 1 to 912 code for a protein of 303 amino acids. The record is from RefSeq and is a predicted model, not a curated record. The transcript is spliced from 7 exons. NCBI's taxonomy places the organism in Eukaryota, Fungi, Ascomycota, Dothideomycetes, Pleosporales, Lindgomycetaceae.